AGGUUCGAGGCGAAAACGUACGCGUGCAUAUAUAGAUACAGGUGUGUCUUAUCCCAGCAGAAGGACAGUGAACAGUGCAGUGACGAUCGCUUAGGAAAGUCGUCAGGCAAGAACUGAGCUUUGCAAGCUUCUAUAGGAUUAAGACAACGUUUUAAGGAUGGCAGCUCCGGCUAUCGGGAUCGACCUGGGGACGACGUACUCGUGUGUGGGAGUGUUCCAGCACGGCAAGGUGGAGAUCAUCGCUAACGACCAGGGCAACAGGACCACGCCCUCCUACGUCGCCUUCACAGACACAGAGAGACUCAUCGGUGACGCCGCCAAGAACCAGGUGGCCAUGAACCCCAACAACACUGUAUUCGACGCCAAACGCCUCAUCGGACGGAAGUUCGAAGACCCAGCAGUACAGAGCGACAUGAAGAACUGGCCCUUCACCGUGGUUAACGAAGGUGGAAAACCCAAGGUUAAGGUGGAGUACAAGGGCGAGAUUAAGACCUUUAACCCAGAGGAGAUCUCCUCUAUGGUGCUCACAAAGAUGAAGGAGACCGCUGAGGCUUUCCUUGGUCGAAGUGUAAAAGACGCCGUUGUCACCGUCCCCGCCUACUUCAACGACUCCCAGCGUCAAGCCACUAAGGACGCGGGUGCUAUUGCCGGCAUCAAUGUUCUCAGGAUUAUCAACGAGCCAACUGCUGCCGCAAUUGCUUAUGGGCUUGACAAAAAAGUAGGCGGUAGAGGGGAACGUAAUGUUUUGAUCUUCGACCUUGGUGGCGGAACCUUCGAUGUGUCGAUCCUUAGCAUCGAUGAAGGCGUCUUUGAGGUAAAGUCUACUGCCGGAGAUACUCACUUGGGCGGCGAAGAUUUUGACAACAGAAUGGUGAACCACUUCAAACAAGAGUUCCAGAGAAAAUACAAGAAAGAUUUAGGUGGCAAUAAACGAGCUGUUCGUCGACUGAGAACUGCCUGCGAGAGAGCCAAACGAACUCUCUCAUCCUCCACUCAGGCCAGCGUGGAGAUCGACUCUCUGUUCGAGGGUAUUGACUAUUACACGUCCAUCACCCGCGCCAGGUUUGAGGAGCUGUGUUCAGACCUCUUCCGAGGGACACUAGAGCCAGUGGAGAAGGCUUUGAGAGACGCAAAGAUAGACAAAGCUGGCAUACAUGAACUGGUGUUGGUGGGAGGGUCUACCCGCAUCCCAAAGAUACAAAAAUUGCUGCAAGACUUAUUCAACGGAAAGGAACUCAACAAAUCAAUCAACCCAGACGAGGCGGUGGCCUACGGUGCUGCCGUACAAGCGGCCAUCCUACACGGAGACCAGUCUGAGGGCGUGAAGGAUGUUCUCCUGCUGGACGUGGCGCCUCUGUCGCUGGGUAUAGAGACAGCAGGUGGAGUGAUGACAGCUCUCAUCAAACGAAACACAACCAUCCCAACCAAGCAACAGCAAGUAUUCACCACGUAUUCUGACAACCAGCCAGGUGUGUUGAUCCAGGUGUAUGAAGGAGAGCGAGCCAUGACAAAAGACAACAAUCUUUUGGGCAAGUUUGAAUUGAGUGGCAUCCCUCCCGCACCUCGCGGAGUGCCUCAGAUCGAAGUAACCUUCGACAUCGAUGCUAAUGGCAUCCUUAACGUAUCUGCGACCGACAAGUCGACCGGCAAGGAGAACAAGAUCACCAUCACCAAUGACAAGGGUCGCCUUAGUAAAGAAGAGAUAGAGAGAAUGGUAAACGAAGCAGAGAAAUACCACGAAGACGACGCCAAACAACGAGAAAGAGUGGAAGCCAAGAACCGCUUAGAGGCUCUGUGCUUCAGCAUCAAGUCGGCAGUCUCUGAACCUUCAGUUGGCGACAAACUCUCAGCCGAGGAGAAGAGAUCCGUCGAGGAGAAAGCUCAAGAAACUCUCAACUGGCUGGACGCCAACCAGCUGGCAGAGAAGGAGGAAUACGAGCACCAGAUGAAGGAGUUAGAGAGAGUGUGGCGUCCUCUGGCCAGCAAGGUGCAUGGGCAGGGCGCCGGCGGAGGCCAGGGAGGAGCUUCCGCUAGCUCGGGACCCACAGUCGAGGAGGUCGAGAUGGCAGCUCCGGCUAUCGGGAUCGACCUGGGGACGACGUACUCGUGUGUGGGAGUGUUCCAGCACGGCAAGGUGGAGAUCAUCGCUAACGACCAGGGCAACAGGACCACGCCCUCCUACGUCGCCUUCACAGACACAGAGAGACUCAUCGGUGACGCCGCCAAGAACCAGGUGGCCAUGAACCCCAACAACACUGUAUUCGACGCCAAACGCCUCAUCGGACGCAAGUUCGAAGACCCAGCAGUACAGAGCGACAUGAAGAACUGGCCCUUCACCGUGGUUAACGAAGGUGGAAAACCCAAGGUUAAGGUGGAGUACAAGGGCGAGAUUAAGACCUUUAACCCAGAGGAGAUCUCCUCUAUGGUGCUCACAAAGAUGAAGGAGACCGCUGAGGCUUUCCUUGGUCGAAGUGUUAAAGACGCCGUUGUCACCGUCCCCGCCUACUUCAACGACUCCCAGCGUCAAGCCACUAAGGACGCGGGUGCUAUUGCCGGCAUCAAUGUUCUCAGGAUUAUCAACGAGCCAACUGCUGCCGCAAUUGCUUAUGGGCUUGACAAAAAAGUAGGCGGUAGAGGAGAACGUAAUGUUUUGAUCUUCGACCUCGGCGGCGGAACCUUCGAUGUGUCGAUCCUUAGCAUCGAUGAAGGCGUCUUCGAGGUAAAGUCUACUGCCGGAGAUACUCACUUGGGCGGCGAAGAUUUUGACAACAGAAUGGUGAACCACUUCAAACAAGAGUUCCAGAGAAAAUACAAGAAAGAUUUAGGUGGCAAUAAACGAGCUGUUCGUCGACUGAGAACUGCCUGCGAGAGAGCCAAACGAACUCUUUCAUCCUCCACUCAGGCCAGCGUGGAGAUCGACUCUCUGUUCGAGGGUAUUGACUAUUACACGUCCAUCACCCGCGCCAGGUUUGAAGAGCUGUGUUCAGACCUCUUCCGAGGGACACUAGAGCCAGUGGAGAAGGCUUUGAGAGACGCAAAGAUAGACAAAGCUGGCAUCCAUGAACUGGUGUUGGUGGGAGGGUCUACCCGCAUCCCAAAGAUACAAAAAUUGCUGCAAGACUUAUUCAACGGAAAGGAACUCAACAAAUCAAUCAACCCAGACGAGGCGGUGGCCUACGGUGCUGCCGUACAAGCGGCCAUCCUACACGGAGACCAGUCUGAGGGCGUGAAGGAUGUUCUCCUGCUGGACGUGGCGCCUCUGUCGCUGGGUAUAGAGACAGCAGGUGGAGUGAUGACAGCUCUCAUCAAACGCAACACAACCAUCCCAACCAAGCAACAGCAAGUAUUCACCACGUAUUCUGACAACCAGCCAGGUGUGUUGAUCCAGGUGUAUGAAGGAGAGCGAGCCAUGACAAAAGACAACAAUCUUUUGGGCAAGUUUGAAUUGAGUGGCAUCCCUCCCGCACCUCGCGGAGUGCCUCAGAUCGAAGUAACCUUCGACAUCGAUGCUAAUGGCAUUCUUAACGUAUCUGCGGCCGACAAGUCGACCGGCAAGGAGAACAAGAUCACUAUCACCAAUGACAAGGGUCGCCUUAGUAAAGAAGAGAUAGAGAGAAUGGUAAACGAAGCAGAGAAAUACCACGAAGACGACGCCAAACAACGAGAAAGAGUGGAAGCCAAGAACCGCUUAGAGGCUCUGUGCUUCAGCAUCAAGUCGGCAGUCUCUGAACCUUCAGUUGGCGACAAACUCUCAGCCGAGGAGAAGAGAUCCGUCGAGGAGAAAGCUCAAGAAACUCUCAACUGGCUGGACGCCAACCAGCUGGCAGAGAAGGAGGAAUACGAGCACCAGAUGAAGGAGUUAGAGAGAGUGUGGCGUCCUCUGGCCAGCAAGGUGCAUGGGCAGGGCACCGGCGGAGGCCAGGGAGGAGCUUCCGCUAGCUCGGGACCCACAGUCGAGGAAGUCGACUAGACAUAAACAGACAGUUGAGAAAAUGGACGCAAACAUAUUGAUUGCCAGUAUUCAUGCAAUCACUGAAUACAAUAAUGAUUGAGCGAUGUGAAUGUACACUGAAUGUUUAAAUUUCGAAUGAAUGUAGUAAACUUCAAAUAUGUUAAU
This is a messenger RNA of Procambarus clarkii (red swamp crayfish), 4117 nucleotides long. RefSeq names its product heat shock 70 kDa protein cognate 4. Gene Ontology annotation, cellular component: cytosol; cytoplasm; plasma membrane. The record is from RefSeq and is a predicted model, not a curated record. NCBI's taxonomy places the organism in Eukaryota, Metazoa, Arthropoda, Malacostraca, Decapoda, Cambaridae. Gene Ontology annotation, molecular function: ATP-dependent protein folding chaperone; ATP binding.